ACUUCCGCCUUGGUCAAAACAUAAACACGUGCGAAAGUCAACUUUAUACAUGCGAAUAGCGUUCAUAAGCAACGAUGGUGUCCCCACCAGUGAAUGGAUUUUGGGAGAGACCCCGGGAGAGACCAGACCGAAGGGGGAGGCGCUCAUCGCAUCGACGAUGGUCAUAUUCAAUAACAACACAGACAGCAGUGUUGUCUUAUUCCUUCGCAAAAUUUAUGACCAAGGCCGAGUUCCCCUUUAAUUAGACAUGAAAUGGAGUAAUUUCUCAUGAGGAAUUUGCCAUUUCAAUUUUGUAUUGCUGCAAAGAUCUAAUAGUACUAACACACACACACCACAUUCAUCAUGGAAGAGACACCAGUGGAGGCUGAACCUGAAGGUGACUUUCAGUCAGUCAGUCAGAAGAUGAGAGAUAUUUCACAGCAGUUCGACCUCAACUCAAGCCAAGGCACUCAAACAUCCAUAUCAGUACAACAGAAUAUAUGCGCAUAUGUAAGAUACUUAGAUUGGCUAGAGAAUCUGAAGCAAGUGCAGAGUGGAUUGAUUCAAUCAUCAAAAGAAUCUACUACAUCUGAGAGUGAUUCUAAUGAUAUCGAAGAUAUUACCACAAGGAUUGCUGCACUCCAAGAAGAGUUCAUCAAGGAGAAAUCCAGCAUUGCAAUCCAAGAACUCGUCAUUAGAAGUGCCCAGCUUGGCUAUAAAUACCAGCAGCUCCUGUUCCCUGAGCAACCGGAGGCGGAAGGCCAGGAGAACCAGGAGGAGAAUGGGGAGGGGGCGGAGAAGCCCUCAUCUUGGGCAAAGAAGUUAUGUGACAAACAGAGGGUGCUAUCCUCAGACAUUCUAGCCCACAUCAAGACCUGUAAGGCUCUACAAGAUGAGAUCGAUCAGAGCAAGAAAGACACAAGGGAUGUUCAAGCUGCCAAUGUUGACUUAAUGAAGAAGUUACAGAGCAAGGAGAGUGCGGACAGGCAGGUAGCUGAACCAAGCAACUCUGUACGACAAGAGCAAGAGAAACUGGAUGAUCUCAUCUCUCAUGUUGCCAUGGAAAAGGGUAUUCUUCAGGGACUUAUCAUCGGAAGUGGGGUCAACUGGGCAAAAGACCCGGACCUAAAGGACAUAGUGAUUGGGCUGGGACAACAGCUCAAACUAGAUUGAACUAAAGGACUAUUUGAGAGAGUUCAAGUGGGUUAAUUGUCACACUCUAAAGAACAAAGUGAUUGGAUCUGGAACAACAGUUGAAACUGGAUUGAACUUGGUGGAGCUAAUCAUUUGGAGAGAUAGAUCAGAGUUGGUUAAAGGCUCCAACCUAAAGGACACAGUGAUUGGACCUGGAUAGUAGUUAAAACUAUAUUGAACUGAAGGACUAUUUAAGAGAGUUCAACUGGGUUUAAUGACCCUCUCCAAAGAACACAGUGAUUGGACUCUGACAACAGUUCAAACUAGAUGGAACUGAAGAACCGUUUUGAGUUUAAGUGGGCUUAAUGUCCCACUCUAAAAAGAACAUGGUAAAUUGAACCUGAAUGAGAGAUUAUCAAGAUUGAAUAUGGUGGGACUAAUCAUUUGGAGUGACCAAUCAAGUUGGUUAAAGGCUCCAACCUAAAGGACACCAUGAUUGGACCUGGACAACAGUUAAAACUAGAUUGAAAAUGUGUGACAAAGUGACAUUGACUCAUUUUGAGGUUUUUUUGUUGUUGGAGGUUACGUCAACCCAAUUAAAGCAGUUUUCUAAAAAAAAAUAACAAAGAAUCAGGACUUUUUUCAAUUCAAUAUCAGGACCAAUUGUUUGUUUUUCUUGGUGCUUAAAAAGGAACAUGGGUCUUCUGUAUUUGUUUUCUGAAUGUGUGUGAAAAUAAUACAGCCAAAUAUGAGCUUUCUCAGUAUUUGAGCACAUGACAUUAACCUUUUUUUGUUAGGGAGCCUUACAUUUUCAGUUGUCAGUUGGCUCUCGAUAUAUUUGAUAAAUGACCUUAACAUUUUUUGAUUUGUUCUGAAAUAUACUGGUAGGAGAAACUAUUGUUGACCUUUUUUGUGGCCAUUUUUGUUUUGAGAGUGUAACAACACUGUUUUUAGCAUGUUUAAAAUGUUGAUAGUCUAUUUAGCACUUGGGUGAUUCCAUACGUGUCGUACGGGACAUUUUGACAUAUUUUUGUCUCUUAGCUGAAUGCUUAAGCAAUACAAAUUUUUUUGUCAGUGAUAAAGUUAUGGUGGGUUAUGUUAAAAACCAAUCACAAUAUGUUUGAUUAUGGGUGAAUUAAAGGUGAAAAUUUUGUGUCGUACAGGACUCAGAAAUGUCCCGUACAACACGCAACACUUUCACCCCUAAUACAUCAAUGGAAAACAUAUUUUUGCUGGUUGUCAUCUUUUCAUAUGACUAUCCAGUAGUACUUUCAUAUUACAACAAAACAAAUUGAAAAUCCUUGUUUGGACAGCAGGUUGAAGUGUUGGGAAUCACCCACUUGUUAGUUCUGAUAAUGUAUGAUGCAGUGACAUAGACAUUCUUGAUUGAUUUUCUUAACAAAACAUCCAAAAAGUUACAUCGGCUUAAAAAGAAUCUUUGUCAAAUAGUAUGAUUUACACAUUUUGUUUGGUUGUUAAAGCAUUAUCACACUUGUGUUUUUUAUUUUCAACAUUUUCAUGCUGUUUUCACUAUUGUGACAUAGUGAGUCCUGAAAUAUGUUUUCCCCAUUUACAUGAAUGACAUACAAUGAAUAAAGACAAAAUCAAUUCCAAUGAUGUAAAUCUUUAUUAGUAAAGCAUUGUUUUAUUCAUAAACCCAACCAAUAUGCACCAAUCAUAGUAAAUAUACAAGGUAUAAAAUUUGAGAAAUUCUUCUAUAUAGAUCUUUGUUUUAUCUUACUACUUGCUUGUAUAUUUAUUUUGUAUAAAUAAAAGUGUCAUAUAUAUACAA
Molecule: messenger RNA, 2905 nt
Organism: Lytechinus pictus (painted urchin)
Lineage: Eukaryota; Metazoa; Echinodermata; Echinoidea; Temnopleuroida; Toxopneustidae
Product: centromere protein H-like
Exons: 8
Coding region: 343-1152 (269 amino acids)
Biological process (GO): kinetochore assembly; chromosome segregation; mitotic spindle organization
Cellular component (GO): kinetochore; nucleus
Molecular function (GO): kinetochore binding
Source: RefSeq, a predicted model, not a curated record